Neofelis nebulosa (Clouded leopard) is the source of this 3139-nucleotide messenger RNA. RefSeq names its product RNA binding motif protein 46 (gene RBM46). Gene Ontology annotation, molecular function: mRNA binding. The record is from RefSeq and is a predicted model, not a curated record. The coding region runs from base 529 to 1986 and encodes 485 amino acids. Gene Ontology annotation, cellular component: nucleus. The transcript has 6 exons. Lineage: Eukaryota; Metazoa; Chordata; Mammalia; Carnivora; Felidae.
CGGGGUCACAACCAAACAGCUAGUAACGGCUGGAGACCCCGCCUUCCGGCCGCAAAAGGCCCAGUCCGAUACACUGUUACGCCAGAUACGCAGUGGGGACUCACGCCCCUCUGGAGGCAGUGUCUGCGGGAUUCGCCCUCCUCACUACCCUGCCCCGUCGAGCAUAGGGAGGGCUAGAGUCAUUGACGCGGUUCCCCAGCUCCAGAGGGCAUCUUUUGACCAGAUAGCUCUUGCCGUCACAGUUUGCGCCGCGUGGUCCCAGCCGUCCAGUCCCCCAGCUCCAGUUGUCGUCGGGGGCCCCUUGGCGGCUCCUUCCGCCCCUCGGGGGCCCUGCCCUCUCUCUGCUUUAUUUCCGCUCUUCCCCGACAUCUUCCGGCCGCUUCCCACCUGCUGCCCUCCAUGUUCUCCUAGCACUGCCUCCGUCGACCGCCACACGUCAAGGGCGUCUGGCCGUUGUGGCGCCCGCGCGUCCCCUGUAGAGCCUUUGGGACGACGUCCGGGGCGUCCCGACUGCUGGGAAUUGCAACCAUGAAUGAAGAAAACAUAGAUGGAAUAAAUGGAUGCAGUAAAGUCAGAACUGGUACUCAGAAUGAAGCAGCAUUACUUGCUUUGAUGGAAAAGACUGGUUACAACAUGGUUCAAGAAAAUGGGCAAAGGAAAUUUGGUGGUCCUCCUCCAGGUUGGGAAGGUCCACCUCCACCUAGAGGCUGUGAAGUUUUUGUAGGAAAAAUACCUCGUGAUAUGUAUGAAGAUGAGUUAGUUCCUGUAUUUGAAAGAGCUGGAAAGAUAUAUGAAUUUCGACUUAUGAUGGAAUUUAGUGGUGAAAACCGCGGUUAUGCUUUUGUGAUGUACACUACAAAAGAAGAAGCGCAAUUAGCCAUCAGAAUUCUUAAUAAUUAUGAGAUUCGACCAGGGAAGUUUAUUGGUGUGUGUGUAAGCUUGGAUAAUUGCAGGCUAUUUAUUGGAGCUAUUCCUAAGGAAAAGAAGAAAGAAGAAAUUUUGGAUGAAAUGAAGAAAGUUACAGAAGGAGUUGUAGAUGUCAUUGUUUAUCCAAGUGCAACUGAUAAGACCAAAAAUCGUGGUUUUGCAUUUGUUGAAUAUGAAUCUCACAGAGCUGCUGCUAUGGCUAGGAGAAAACUAAUCCCAGGUACAUUCCAACUAUGGGGCCAUACCAUUCAGGUAGAUUGGGCUGACCCAGAGAAAGAGGUUGACGAGGAAACAAUGCAGAGAGUUAAAGUUCUCUAUGUAAGAAAUUUAAUGAUCUCAACUACAGAGGAAACAAUUAAAGCAGAAUUCAACAAAUUCAAACCUGGUGCCGUUGAACGAGUAAAGAAACUUAGAGAUUAUGCUUUUGUUCACUUUUUCAACCGAGAAGAUGCAGUGGCUAUUAUGUCUGUUAUGAAUGGAAAAUGCAUUGAUGGAACAAGUAUUGAGGUAACACUGGCAAAACCAGUAAAUAAAGAAAGCACUUGGAGACAGCACCUUAAUGGCCAGAUUAGCCCUAAUUCUGAAAACUUGAUUGUGUUUGCUAACAAAGAAGAGAGCCACCCAAAAACUCUAGGCAAGCCACCAACUCUUCCAGCUCGUCUCAAUGGUCAGCAUAGCCCAAGUCCUCCUGAAAUCGAAAGAUGCACUUAUCCAUUUUUUCCUGGAACAAAGCUUACUCCAAUUAGUAUGUAUUCUUUAAAAUCCAAUCAUUUCAAUUCUGCAGUAAUGCAUUUGGAUUAUUACUGCAACAAAAAUAAUUGGGCACCACCAGAAUAUUAUUUAUAUUCAACAACAAGUCAAGAUGGGAAAGUACUCUUGGUAUAUAAAAUUGUUAUUCCUGCUAUUGCAAAUGGAUCCCAGAGUUAUUUUAUGCCUGACAAACUCUGUACUACCUUAGAAGAUGCAAAGGAACUGGCAGCCCAGUUUACGCUACUUCAUUUGGACAGGGAACACAGUCUCUUCAGCCUGGACCUAUAUAGAAGAAUUUGGAGAAAAUAAACAGGUCCUUACUGAUGUUGGAGUUUACUCUCCUGCAGUUGGUCUCAUUGCUGUUGGCUAAAUAUUAAGUCCCAUGACAACAUUCAGUUAAUGCUCAAUGUUUUAGGCCUCAUCUAUAAUACCAGGAAAAUAUAGAAAAAAACCUUAUUUGUACAUUGGAUUACCUAAUUCCUUUUCUUUCCUUCCUAGAAACACCAUGACUUUUAUAAAUAAUCAUUUUAUAGUCAUUGUCAGACCCUUGGCUUUUACUACUCUAAAGAACAUAGUUGAGUUUUUGGAAAGUACAGGAUUUACCAAUUUGGUCUUUAAUAUUCAUAAACAUAUAUAAACAUUAUAAUUAAUGAAGCAGGAAAUUAUUGGUGCAUAAGAUGAAUGUUUAUUGUGGAAUAGUAAUAUUUCAAAUAUAAUUGGUUUUUAAAAAAAUAAUUCGGUUUUAAUUUUUGGGUUUUUCUAUACUAUAAGUUGAUAAUGGUUUCUUGAAGUUAAUUUUAUAAACAUGAUUCAUUUUAUUGUUUUAUGGUACAAGUAGGAACUCUAAUGUUAAAUUGGUGUAUUGAGUUAAUACAAACGUUUAUAUUAGUAUUUAAAUAAUGAAAUAUUGGUCAGUUAGUUUACACCAAAUGUUUUUGCAGUCCAGGGGAGAAUGCUUCGGCUGGUUUGAUGCCUAAUACAGUUUCAAGAAAAAAUAAGCAAAUAUGAAUUUGCUGUUUUUUAUCUUUUCUCCAUGGACUACCCCUUAGCAUCAGAACCAAAUUUAAAAGGAGCUCCAUUGUGGAGCAAGAGAAAUCAGAGGUUCUCUUUUUUUUUCUGUGAUCAAAAAGACACAAAGCUUAUAAUUGAAAGAUAUGUAAGAAAAAGAUAUACAAGAAUGCAUUCUAGUAAUAUCUCUGAAGCGCUGAGUCAGUGAAAGAAACGUAAUACUGGCUGAUAAAACUAUCAGAACUUGCAAUGCAGUGAAUGCUCAGUCUUUACCAGCAAAAUAGUAUUAGCAGGAUUUCGGAUGUUAGGACAUUAUGUUAAACUGUGAUUAUAGUUUUAACGCUUUGUCUCUUUGAAUUAAAUUUGUAUCCAUAAAGAUGUGCAGCAUAAUUGUUCAUGUAUUUAUUUACAGACUACAAUUUCCGUCGCAGCUCAAUAAAUAGUCUUUCCCCUG